AGCUUUCCUUGCUGAAAGUGCACUGCAUUUUGCCAACCUAUUGGAAUUUUUGCUGAUAUUAUUUGAGUGAAUAAUUCAAACGAAUCUGUUGUGUUCUAACUGUUGUAUAAUGAAAGCGCUUUCCAUGCAUUGAGGCACGCUCCACCUUCAGUUGCAGACUCCAUAUGACUGCCUUCCGCUACUUCACCGCUCUAGGAACUUCCCCAAGGAACAAGAAUGAGUUUUUCCAGACGCUCGUCCACGUUGGCUCGUAUAGGGAUCAAGGGUGAUCGCGAUGGGGCAGCAACAGAGACUGAUCUGGACAAGGAGAUGGAGAAAGUUUUUGCUAUGUCCGACAACGAGCGCUUCAACUUGGCGAGCAUCUCCAACGACCCGGAGUCGCUGCCCGACUUGCGCAAGUUUGAUGAGCAAGACUACAGCUCUCACCGAGGGAAGAACUACCCCCAUAUCCAUAUGCCGCUCAAAAUUAUGCACUCUCGGUCUAUGAGAAAAAGAACCAGUUCAACUCGGGAGAGCCAUGAAGGACAUGAGGAGUCAGAACAGAGAGAGACAGCAGAAGAUUUGGACUCUCCUCCAGCAUUAGAUAUUACAAGUAGUCCAUCUUCCAGCCCAGAAGAAGUGCGAGCCGUCAGCACCAAUGAGCCGGAUGAGAGCUGUAGAGAUGACUCACCCCCUCCCCCACCCACCCCUCCUUUGGGAGAUGAGCCAGCUGCUCCCACCAUCGAACUGUCAGAGAUCACGGAGACGUUCUCACCUGACCGCCGGGUUCAGUUUGAUAUCGAUGGUCUCAGCGAUACACCUGAAGAAUCUGAUGCCAGAAGAAGAGACAAGGACAUGCUGGAAGACAGUGAAAAGAAAAGGAGAAAACAUAGAAAACACAAGAAAUACUCGGAAGAAGACCCUGGAUGGAGGAAAAAGUCGGGAGCUUUCUUGGCUGUGGACAACCGCAGGAUGAGCAUCCAACCUGAAGAAGCUCAGAAUUUACAAGAGGUGGACCAGGAUGACCUCACUAGUCAUAGAUUUGAUGUGCCCCGAGGUAUACGAAGGUUUAGUGUCAAGUCCAGAGUAUCGAUGGCUUCUAUUGGAGAUACGAGCAGGAAAAGCUCAAUGAUUCCACAGACUCUGCCGUUCUACUCCUACAAGAAGUCGUUUGAUCACAGUCCACACAAGGUGUUUGUACAACUCAAUGAGCUGAUUGGCUACGGAGAGGAGCUCGGAGAGUGGAAGGAGACAGCUCGGUGGAUCAAAUAUGAGGAGAACUUGGAAGAGGGAGCGGAGAGGUGGGGGAAACCUCAUGUCGCUACUCUCAGCUUCCACAGCCUUCUCAAUCUGCGACGUUGUCUUGAGACAGGUGUACUCCUACUAGACCUAGAAGAGAAGGACCUACCAGGCAUCUCAUACCGGAUUGUCGAGCAGAUGGUCGUAGAAGAGCUAAUCUCACCAGAAGACAAACCAGCGGUUAUGCGAGCGUUGUUGUUGCGUUACCGCUUCGUUGAUGCUCACGAGCGAUUCCGCUUCAGUGUGCGACGUAACACUUCCAGCUACACCAGCUUGCAGAGACACCGAGCUUCUCGAGGCACUUUGUAUGAAAGUUUUCUACCAGAUGACUUGAUGUACAUGGACAAUAUCAGUGAAGAGAACAUCCAAGAAGAGGUGAAGAGUCGACCAAAGAUGUCGAUAGCUUCGUCUCUGGAGGUUCCUAAGAUGUUGAACAACUACGCAAGUCUUCACGAUGAUCCUGCUAGAGCUUCGCUGGUCAACCAUACAGCAGUAGAAAUGAAAGAAGAAACGUACAUGUCUUCUUCUGAAGAUCUAACGAAGAAAGCAGCGAGAGAGAGCAUCUUGAAGAGGAUACCAGAUGGUGCUGAAGCUGCUGCUGUGUUAGUUGGAGCCGUAGACUUCUUGAAACAACCAACAACAGCAUUUGUACGACUCGCCGAGGGAACGAUGAUUCCGAGCAUUACAGAGGUGACUAUUCCAGUCCGAUUCAUAUUCGUCUUGCUUGGUCCACCAGAAGCGGAUCUCGACUACCAUGAGAUAGGUAGAUCCAUCUCUACUCUCAUGUCCAAUUCUGACUUUCACACUCUGGUUUACAAAGCGACAGAAAGGCGAGAUCUGCUGUCAGCCAUCAACGAGUUCCUAGACUUCAGCAUUGUGCUGCCCCCCGGGGACUGGGACCAGCAGACACUGCUUCCAUACUCGGAUAUCAAGGAGAAGACAGACGAGAUACGAAGACGGCAGAGUAGGAUACAUCCACCUACCAAACAACCUCUCACCCCUAUCAGUGAGCGGAGAACCAAAUACCCAGAUCCACUGAAACGUACCCGUCGUCCAUUUGGAGGUCUGUUCAACGACAUCAAGAGACGAUAUCCUUGGUUUCUUUCGGACUUCAAAGAUGGACUGAACCUGCAGUGUUUUGCUGCUGCGAUAUUCAUAUACUUUGCUGCUCUCUCUGCUGCCAUCGCGUUUGGAGGAUUGAUGGCUGAUAAGACCAACAACCUGAUUGGUAUCUCAGAGACGUUGGUCGCCACAGCCAGCUCCGGAGUGUUCUUUGCGUUGUUUGGUGGACAACCUCUGUUGAUCGUUGGAACGACUGGUCCACUGCUUCUGUUUGAGGAGAGUCUUUACAGUUUUUGCCAACAGAAUGGUAUAGAAUACCUGAUUAUCCGUGUGUACAUUGGUUUCUGGCUGCUGGUGAUUGCUCUCAUAGUCAGCUGUUUUGAAGGCAGUGUCCUCGUCAAGCUGUUCACCCGCUUUAUAUCCGAGAUAUUCGCCUCUCUAAUCUCUCUCCUCUACAUUGUUGAGAGCGCCAUGAAGAUAUAUGCUUUGUUUUUGAGGCAUCCUCUGAUGACCUUGUCAGAAUACUGUUCAGAAGCAAACGUAACAUCUUCAAUGCUCAGCCAUGCUGCUUGGAUAUCUAAUUCAUCAACCAACUCAUCCAUUGAAGUAGUAACACGACCUGUACCUGCGACGACCAAUCAACCUAACACAGCUCUGUUCUGCACCGUGCUGGCACUGGGUACAUUCUUCAUUGCCUACUACUUGCGCCAUUUUCGCAACAGCAAGUUCUUGGGACGAAGUGCGAGGCGGGCGUUGGGAGACUUUGGUGUUCCAAUCGCCAUUGUGCUGAUGGUGCUGCUGGACUACGUAGAGCCCGGGGUGUACACAGAGAAGCUGAAGGUACCCGAGGGUCUGAGCCCCAGCAACCCCUCAGUGCGGGGGUGGCUCAUAUCUCCCCUGGGACUGCUGGCCCCCGUACCACUGUGGGUGGCGGGGGUGGCUGUAGUACCUGCCAUGCUGGUCUAUAUACUGCUCUUCAUGGAGACGCACAUCAGCGAGUUGAUCAUAGACAAGAAGGAGCGAAAGUUGAAGAAAGGUUGUGGAUUCCACUUAGAUAUAGUGCUGGUGUGUAUAGCCAACGUUGGGUGUGGACUGAUGGGAGCACCUUACAUGUGUGUGGCAACUGUGCGCAGUGUGGCACACGUGUCUGCUGUGACCGUCAUGUCUCGGACACACGCGCCCGGAGACAAACCUCACAUUAUUGAGGUCAAAGAACAGAGAUUGUCAGCGUUGGCAGUGAGUAUUCUCGUGGGGGUCUCGGUAUUGUUCUCACCCUUACUUCGCCUUGUACCCAUGGCUGCACUGUUUGGAGUGUUUCUCUAUAUGGGUAUCUCCUCCAUUGAUGGUAUCCAAUUCUUUGAGAGGCUUAUUCUGUUUUUCAUGCCAGUCAAGCACCACCCUCAAGUUGAAUACGUUCGCAGAGUCCAGACCAUGAAGAUGCACCUGUUCACGUUGAUUCAGCUGGCUUGUCUUGCGGGACUUUGGGUUAUCAAGUCUUCACCUCUCUCCCUCGCGUUUCCGUUCUUCAUCAUCCUCAUAGUCCCAUUAAGAGCUCAAUUCAGAUAUCUCUUCACUGAACAAGAGUUGAAAGCCUUGGACAGUGAUGGUCCGGCCGACCAGAUAGCUCAAGAGGACGAGCCCGACUUCUAUGCAGAGAGUUUGCUAGCAGGUUAAUGUGCGAUCAGACUUUGUCUUUCACAUUCCAAGCAAUAUCGUACACAAACACAUCUCCCCACAUAGACUAACGUGGAACAAUAUCAGUAUUACCACUACCUUGUAAUUCAACAAUAAGAACCGGUUGGUAAUGACAGUAUUAUUACAUUGUAAUUUAAGGAAAACUAAGCAGUAAGCACUCAAGUCAGCAUUGGAGAGUAGUUUUAUGCUGGCUGGGUUUGUUGGGUUAGAGUUAUUGGAGAGUAAGGUGUUUUAAAACAUCAUGAUUAUUUCAUUGAAUCCUCAAUUUUUACUUUGUUGGGUUCAUAUUGAAAUUAGUUUACUCUUUUUUAACUUUGUAUUUGAUACAUUAUUCUUUUAGUUAAGUUUGAUUAAUAAUUCCAUAAUUAGAUUAUAUGCGUAGCAAUUAGUUGAUUUUUGCUAUAUUUUAUAAAUGAAGGUAGUUUUGAAUUGUCUUCUUUACUUGUUAAAUGAUUGAUCAGUGUGUAAUAGUAAAAAAAAGUUAACUGUAAUUUUAACUUAUGAAAUUCAACCAUAAUAAUCGUAUUGUAAUCGUACCUUCUAAAUUUAAAUACUCUUCCUUUUUUAGAGACUGAAUGGAUUGUUUUAAUUAAUUGUAUGAUAAUGGUUGGGAUUGUUAGGGGAAAAGUAUGCAAUUUACAUACAUUUUAUUUCUUUAUACUUAACUUAGGAAGUUAGGAUGUUGUGUUGUUAGUGUCUUAAGUAUGGAACACACAUUUAAUAAUAUAUUUGUCAAAUAAUACUCAAUAUUAAAUCGUACAGUAAUUUAAAAAGAAAUAAUUCUUGGAAACUUCUAAAGACCUUUAUAAUCAUGUCUUACUAGAACUCAACCUAUUUGUAGACGCCUGAACCAGUCACCUGUGGACCAAGACAAUAGCCAGAUAUUGAUUUUGCCAGUUACCCAAAGUCUAUACUCAUUCAAUUACACUUACAAAUUCAAUUAAUUACAGUUUUCCAAUAACUAUUUUUUUUUCCAGAUUUGUUGUAACUGGUUUAUCUUACCUUAAGCUUUAUAAAACAAGGGUUUCAUCAUUAUCAUAUAAAUAUCAGUACCAAGAUUUAAUGUAUAGAAUAAUAUUCUUUUCCUACAGUUUCCUAACAAUGUACAUGUUCUCUCACUGAUUUGAGAAAGCAAAGUGGCCAAUUCGCUCACCAGUGAGACAAUGUUAACAUUGUCUCACUCUAAUUACUUUGUCUCACUCCAGAUUUGCAACAUGAAGGCACAAAAUAGUGAGCGCGUAACAUGCAGACAAGGUCGUAUGCGCGCGAAAUACGUUGGCAGCACUGGCUGUAAAUCAGCUGGUCAGCUGUUGUACUGUUGUAUCAUUAAAUGUCAUAUUAAAAGUUCACUUCUGUGUAAAAAUAUGUUACGUUUCUUUACCAAUUUAUUUGUUUUAUGGUAAAUGUAGGAAAAAUAUAAUGUGCAACUCGAGUGCAAAGUGCAAUUGCCUCACUCGAGAAAUCAUUCCUCACUCGCCUACGGCUCGUGAGUAAGUAUUUCUCUCGAGUGAGUCACUUUGCUCACUAGUUGCACAAAUAACUAUUAUCAAGUUAUCAUCAGCUUUUAUUGCAAGUUGGUAGAAAAAGCCUCAUAGAUUGUAAAAAUUGUCCUUUGAAAGGUGGCUGUGUGUAGGGUGUCCCCCUACUUUAUCAAUUUUACAAUUUUUAGGUUUUGUGUGUGUAGAAUUUAUCAGUUGUACCAACUGUUGACAUUCAGUAUUGUAUUGUAUUGGCUGCAACUUUUCCCUUCAUCAAAUCAGUGAAGUCCUUUAAGUUUUACAGUAAAAUAUUCUCAAUCAAUCUCUUUGUAAAAUCUGAAGCCUGUGUUUUAUGUUCGUAUCUUUUCAGUGCGCUGAUGUUGGCUGAAUUGUACCCUCUUGUAAGUAAAAUUUAGAAAUUUCAUAUUUUGCGAUCAACACUGAGGUUAAAACCCAAAGAAAAUAUUGCCAGAGGAAGAAAUUGCUUGUAAAUAGAUUAAUCCACUUGGUUAAACAUUAUUUAAAGUUGGUUAAAUAACACAAGAUGAAUAGUAAACAUCAAAUCAUCCAUUACAUAAACCGGACAAAAAAAAUACUUGAAACUUGUCUUCAGCUUUUCCAAAAAGGUGAUAAAUUUAUACAGGAGUAUGUAUAAUUUAUAGAUUGCUUAAAAACAUUAAGGAAGAAAGGACAGACGCAUCUAAUUCACUUAAGAAAUGAGUUCCAGACUUGAUUGCACAAAAAAAGUACACAAUACAUUAAACGAUUAAACUAGAUUUUUCAAACCAUCAAUUGAAAAUUAGAACAAAAUUUGAUUACAAACUCUGCUAUGUUCUUCUGCAGAAGCCAUUUUAUAAGGGCAAAUAAAGGAAAUAUUGAGUUUUAUGUGGAAUUUAUUUGAGUCCAACUUAACUUAAAUUAAUGUAGUUGUGAAUGUGUCCCUUCUUCCUCAAUGAAUAAUUUUUAAGUCAUAUAUUAGAAGUCUUCAACUACAACACAGUGAAUGGAUCAGAGGAAGUUUAUAUAUGUAGUGAGACUUUCCCUCUCUAUCCAAUAUACAAUGUAGUAUACUAGGUGACACCUAACUAUACAGGUUUUCGUGGAUUGGUGAAAAAUGAGUGUUAGUUGCCACUUGCCAACAAAUUUACCAUCAAGUGUCCUCCUCUGGUCUUUUCUUUAGUUGUUAGAAAGGUCUAUGCACAUAAUGAUAAUAAAGAAAGACCAUACUUAUUGUAUUCACACGCAAAUAUUUCUGUUACUUCUACAGAUUACUGUAAGUUUACCAUAAUUGUUUUCAAUGGAAUGAUUUAUUAUGGUUGUGAUAGCAAUUAUAACUUAUCCUUCCCAUACUGUUUUAUCUAUUGCUGUUCAGUGUGAAUGAAUUACUCGUUAGAUUGUGUCAUGUGCCUUUUGAUGCUCCAUUUCUCUUCCAGUAUAACUGUACGUAAAACCUUCUUGUUAUUAGGAAUAUCAAUGAAUUGUUCAAUAAAUACAUUAGUCUAGUAAGUGUUGAUUGAUAAAGUAUCUAUAGAACACAUGUUAAUUGACGCUGUGUGAUUUCGGUUGUAGUUAUUAGUUUAUUGUUGAAAAGAGAUUUUAAACACAUGGACUAAGGCUGUGUACAGAAACAGAAACAAAAACAUGUGAUAAGUUGAAACUGUCAAGGAUAUGAAUGAACGCAAAGUGUGAAUUUGAUUGAAACAGCGUGAUAUUUAUUAGUAUUUUUAAUUCCAACAUGUAAUUUUGUUGUGGACAGAUAUCAAAAGUGAUUAUGCAAAUGUUGGUGUAGUGAUGGUAAUGAAAAAAAAUGUAUUCUUUGAUUCUGCAUUGUUUGAUAAGAGUAUAAUGUUAACAAUGAUUUUUUUUUUACGAAAUAUGAAAAAGUAUUAUACAGAAUCAAGAUAAAGGAGGUUUGAAACAUUGCAACAGUUACAUAAUACUGUCAUACUUGGUUAUCUUAAAACAUAUUUUUAAUAACUAUACACAUUUGUAUUUAUUUACUAACUCUUAAAAAAACCUAUAUCCCUGUAGUAUUUUUUCUCAUACCUAAAUAUUUAUUUAUCAAUACUUGUAUACGGUGUUAAAUUUAUUGCUUGUUAAUUUAAGGUUUCAUCAAUUGUAAAGACUUAAAGAUGUGAUAAGAUAACAUUACAAGGUGUAUUGGGUGUAAAAUGGUGCUCUAUGUGUACGGAACAAUGUAGAGAUGAUGCAAUAUAUUUUUCUGUUAGGUUAAGAUUUCAUAACUCACUUGAUUAAGUUCCUUCCGUAUGAUUAAAUUUUGGUUUUAGAAUUGUUUAUGUGGAUUCAAGUGAACCUUUGUGAAUAUUAAUUUAGCAUUUAGUACCUGAUCAAAAAUAAACAUUUAUUCUUA
Molecule: messenger RNA, 7884 nt
Organism: Macrosteles quadrilineatus (aster leafhopper)
Lineage: Eukaryota; Metazoa; Arthropoda; Insecta; Hemiptera; Cicadellidae
Gene: Ae2
Product: band 3 anion transport protein
Exons: 26
Coding region: 217-4014 (1265 amino acids)
Biological process (GO): transmembrane transport; bicarbonate transport; regulation of intracellular pH
Cellular component (GO): plasma membrane
Molecular function (GO): solute:inorganic anion antiporter activity; monoatomic anion transmembrane transporter activity
Source: RefSeq, a predicted model, not a curated record